UGCAGAUCUCCUGGCGGUGCCGAAGCAUCCCUAUGCAGCCAUGGAGAACUGGGGCCUGAGUGUGUUUGUGGAGCAGAAGAUCUUGUUGGAUCCUGAUGUCUCCUCCUUCUCCUAUCAGAUGGAGCUCACCAUGGUGGUGGUGCAUGAGAUCUGCCAUCAGUGGUUUGGCGAUCUAGUCACACCAGUUUGGUGGGAGGACGUUUGGCUGAAGGAGGGAUUCGCUCAUUACUUCGAGUACAUUGGGACUGAUUUCCUCUUUCCAAAGUGGAACAUGGAGAAGCAGAGGUUUCUGACUGAUGUUCUUCAUGAGGUGAUGUUAUUGGACGGUUUGGCCAGUUCUCAUCCGAUCUCUCAGGAAGUGUUUGAAGCCACAGACAUCGACAGAGUGUUUGACUGGAUCGCAUAUAAGAAGGGAGCCGCUCUGAUCCGGAUGCUGGCGAACGUCAUGGGACAGACGCUAUUCCAGAAAGCACUCAAUGAUUACUUGAUGACGCACAUGUAUGGGAACGCGGCGCGAGAUGACUUGUGGGACAAAUUCUCAGAGGCCAUGCAGCAGGAGGGAAAGGAUAUCAACAUCACGCAGGUCAUGGACCGCUGGACCCUGCAGAUGGGCUACCCUGUCGUCACCAUCAGCAAGAACGACAGUCUUGACAAUAGUGUCACCAUCUCCCAGGAGCACUUUGUCUAUGACACGGACGCCAAGAUCCAGAAUCCUGAGCUGUUCAACAAAAGCUUUCAGUGGCAGAUACCGCUGACGUUUGCAGUGGGAAACUCCAGUCACAUAUCAACAGAGACCAUCAUGUGGGUCGCCAAUAAAACAGAGAGGCACAGAGUGGGUCACAUGAGCGGCGAAACGUGGUUGCUGGGCAACAUUAAUCAAACGGGAUAUUUCCGAGUGAACUACGACCUCCACAACUGGAGACUUCUCAUUCAACAGCUGAUGAGCAACCCAAAGAUCAUCUCAGUGGGCAACAGGGCCGGUCUGAUUGACGACGUCUUCAACCUGGCGAGAGCGGGAUAUUUGCCCCAAAACGUCCCCUUGCAGAUGAUCUCAUAUUUGUCUCAGGAGAGCGAGUUUCUGCCCUGGCACGCUGCUAGUCGAGCUCUUUACCAGCUGGACAAACUCCUGGACCGCACUGAAGACCACAGCCUGUUCAGCGACUAUGUUCUAAGACAGGUGGAACCAAAGUAUCACAAGUUGGGCUGGCCAAACACUUCCCCUGACGCCUCCUUCAUGCAGACGGCUUAUCAGGCCGAAGAGUUGCAGAGAGAGGUGAUCAUGCUGGCCUGCAGUUUUGGAAGCAAACACUGUCACCGCCAAGCUGUGACUCUCAUUUCAGACUGGAUUUCCAGCAAUAAGAACAGGAUUCCACCUAACGUGCGGGACAUUGUGUACUGCACAGGCGUGUCUCUGAUGGAUGAGGACGUGUGGGAGUUUAUCUGGAUGAAGUUUCACUCCUCUACAGCCAUCUCUGAGAAGAAGGUUCUUCUGGAGGCCUUGACCUGCAGUGGCAACAUCUUCCUGCUCAACAGGCUCCUGAAUCUGUCCCUCACCUCUGACCUGGUGCCGGAUCAGGACGUGAUCGAUGUCAUCAUACAUGUUGGCCGCAAUCCGCUGGGAAGACAUUUAGCAUGGAGAUAUUUCCGUGAGAAGUGGGACAUAUUGAAUUCCAGGUAUGGAGAAGCUUUGUUUAUGAACUCCAAAUUAAUCAGCGGCGUGACGGAGUUUCUCAACACUGAGGCCGAGUUGAAUGAGCUGAAAGAGUUCAUCCUGACCAGCGGGGGAGAGUCGGCACCUGCGUUCGCUCGAGCCGUUGAGAUCGUUCAAGCUAAUGUAAAAUGGCACAUCCUGUUCCAGCAGCAGUUUUACCGAUGGCUGCGAAAAGCUCCUGAUGGUUAACACAACAUUAAGCAUGGAGCGAUCUAUUAGCAUGAAACGUCUAUCAGACAUGUCUUGGCCAGUGACAUGGGGACACCUACGUGAUAUUAAAAAUAACUUUUAUGGACUCUGAAAGGCAGCAAAUUGUAACUUUUAUUUUUCUUUUGAAAUGACAAGGCAAGGACUGACCAAGACAAGUUCCCAGAAAACAACAGUGCCAAACACACUUACUACACCAAUAGAAGAGACGAUAAAAAGGGGGAGGAGAUGGACAGAAAAUAAGUAGAAGAAAUUGUAAAACUGAAUAUGGUAACAGAAGGACUGGAAGUUCCACUUUUAUUUUGAAAAGAGCCAGCUGGGCUCUAGAACGAGCAUGUGCAUUGAAUGGAUCAGGCUGGGGGAAAACGUUUUUAAAGUGAUUGAGGCAAAUGUGUGAUCCUGCUUUCGUCAUUUUUAUUCGUGAAACAAUCUUGGCAGUCUUUCCCCUUUUCAUGCAGUUUCAGUAGCUGCGCUUAUGUGUUAAUAACCUACAAAAGAAAGAAAAUGGCCUUAAAAGGACUUUGUCUACAUUACAUUCUCCCCAAAGACUGCUGCUGUUCUCAGAUGGAACAAAGACUCUUUUUAAAGUUGAAAUUUCAGCAAAAAGCUGCUCUUUGCUUUUCUUGCACAAUCACACCGUUUUAUUGACUUAUAUUUUUUACAAUAUCAAACGAGGCCAUAUCUACCUUCAUCAAACAGUCAAAUAAAGACAACUGCAGCUCGCUCGUGGAUCCAUCAUUUAUCAUGGACAAACACGGGCUUGUCUGAUUGAGUCAGUGCAAAGGAAUUCUUAAGGUGCCUAUAUUUGGUUUCUGUGGUCAGAAGGGGAUUGAGUUUAUACAGUGAAGAUUCUAAAAUAUUGACACUUGAUGAUUAUAUAACUUGAAGAAUAUGCAUAUACAUGUAUGUAUGUUCAUCUGUAUAUAUUUCUACAAAGUUAAAUUACAUAUGGGUCAAAGAUGUGGCGGUCUUUUUUUGUUUGUUUGUUUUCUGGAAUUAAAGGGAUUGUUCAUUCGGAAAUGUUGUCAUCAUUUACUUACCCUCAUACCGUUACAAACUCACAAAACUGUUAUCUUCAGUAUACAGAUGAAGAUAUUUUAAAUAUAAUCUCAUGAUUUUUGUCUCACACAACCAUAGUACAAAAAAAAUGAUUCACGUGAAUCAAGCAGUUUCAUCUCCUUCCUCUGAAGACACACAAUCUAUACGAUAAACAUAUUGUAAGCUUUUAUGCACAUAUAAACUUAUGCACAUACAUUCAUCAAAUAUGGUAAACAUGGAUGCUCAAUUAUGUUUUCUUGAUUUGAAAGAACAAACCUCACUGGUUUUCGAUCAUCAAAAAGCACAGUUGUGAAAAUUAUGACCAUUUUAAUUUUUGGAUGAACUAUCCCUUUAAGUUAAUCCAAAGUACAUUGAUGUAAUUCAUACAGACAAUGAGCAGAAUCCUGCACUAUUACGAUAAGUGUUCAAGUUCUAUUUUUUUGGUGAAUAUUAAAAUAUAACAUGUCAGGGCGGUGUAA
Messenger RNA from Pimephales promelas (fathead minnow), 3435 nucleotides. NCBI's taxonomy places the organism in Eukaryota, Metazoa, Chordata, Actinopteri, Cypriniformes, Leuciscidae. The record is from RefSeq and is a predicted model, not a curated record.